This is a messenger RNA of Suricata suricatta (meerkat), 1671 nucleotides long. RefSeq names its product fasciculation and elongation protein zeta 1 (gene FEZ1). The transcript has 10 exons. Bases 154 to 1332 code for a protein of 392 amino acids. Gene Ontology annotation, cellular component: cytoplasm; axon. Lineage: Eukaryota; Metazoa; Chordata; Mammalia; Carnivora; Herpestidae. The record is from RefSeq and is a predicted model, not a curated record.
GCUGCCGCCGCCGCCGCCGCGCUGUGCUCCGGCCGCUCCCCGCCGCCCGUGGAUGGGGGUGUUCCGCUGAGCCCCGCGACCCGCCUCCCUCCGCCAGGACCCGCACAGAUCACUGAAUCCUGAAAGUCACAGGUGUCCUCUUGCUGUGUGAGAAUGGAGGCUCCACUGGUGAGUUUGGACGAAGAGUUUGAGGACCUUCGGGCCUGCUGCUCGGAGGACCAGGAGGAGAAACCACAGUGUUUCUAUGGUUCAUCUCCCCACCAUCUAGAGGACCCCUCCCUCUCUGAGCUGGAAAAUUUUUCCUCGGAAAUAAUCAGCUUCAAGUCCAUGGAGGACCUCGUGAAUGAAUUUGAUGAGAAGCUCAAUGUCUGCUUCCGGAACUACAAUGCCAAGACGGAGACCCUGGCCCCCGUGAAGAACCAGUUCCAGAUCCAGGAGGAGGAAGAGACCCUGCAGGAUGAGGAGGUUUGGGAUGCUCUGACAGACAAUUACAUCCCUUCACUCUCAGAAGACUGGAGGGACCCAAACAUGGAGGCACUGAAUGGCAACAGCUCUGACACCGAGAUCCAUGAGAAAGAAGAGGAAGAGUUCAACGAGAAGAGUGAACACGACUCUGGUAUCAAUGAGGAGCCUCUACUCACAGCGGAUCAGGUAAUUGAGGAGAUUGAAGAAAUGAUGCAGAACUCCCCAGACCCCGAAGAAGAAGAGGAGGCUCUGGAGGAGGAGGACGAGGGAGAAACCUCCUCCCAGGCUGACUCCGUCCUCCUUCAGGAGAUGCAGGCCUUGACCCAGACCUUCAACAACAACUGGUCCUAUGAAGGCCUGAGGCACAUGUCUGGGUCAGAGCUGACCGAGCUGCUGGACCAGGUGGAGGGUGCCAUCCGGGACUUCUCAGAGGAGCUGGUGCAGCAGCUGGCCCGCCGAGACGAGCUGGAAUUUGAGAAGGAAGUGAAGAACUCCUUCAUCACGGUGCUGAUUGAGGUUCAGAACAAGCAGAAGGAGCAGCGCGAGCUGAUGAAGAAGAGGCGGAAAGAGAAAGGCCUGAGUCUGCAGAGCAGCCGGAUAGAGAAGGGAAACCAGAUGCCUCUCAAGCGCUUCAGCAUGGAAGGCAUCUCCAACAUCCUGCAGAGCGGCAUCCGCCAGACCUUUGGCUCCUCAGGAACGGACAAGCAGUAUCUGAACACCGUCAUCCCUUACGAGAAGAAAGCCUUGCCUCCGUCAGUGGAAGAUCUCCAGAUGCUGACAAACAUUCUCUUUGCCAUGAAGGAGGAUAAUGAGAAGGUGCCCACUUUGCUAACGGACUACAUUUUAAAAGUGCUCUGUCCCACCUAACCUUGCCUUGGGGGCAGCCUUGCUGCGGAGGUCACUGAGCAAGAGUCAUUCCAUCACAGGGACUGCAUGACACCACGUAACCUCCGACGUGUAUUUAAACGUGUAUAGCUUAACCCGGAUUAAACAUGAGCAAGCGCGCGGGGUCCUUUGCUGUUGGUUUCUAGUCCUAGUGACCAUUGGAUGCAUGACUGAGGGACAGGGCCGCUGAGGCGCCUCUCCGCCCACGUUGGAGGAAGGCGGGCGCUCUCACUGCUCAUUUAUGUAGUCUGGCUCCAGCCCUCAAAAACAGCUUACAUUCUAAGACUAAUUUUGAAAUAAACCUUCAUUUAAUUAAUAUUC